AUGAGGAUUUUAAUUUUGCUGCUUAUUGUGGCAGCAUUUGCAGUGAGUGCAAAGUAUUUACCAGGUAGUGAUAAUUCCAAUCAAUUAUUAAAUCGCUACAAGCGAUCUGACUCCGAAGAAUCUAAAGUGUCAUCUGAAGACAACAAUUCAAAUAGUAAUGAUGAUGACAAUGAUGACGAUGAUGAUAAAGAUGGUGGUGAUGUUAUCCUUCAAGAAAAAUUCAAAAAAGAGCAAUCUAAGCGCCUCAUAAAGCUUGAAAAGUCUAGGCUUAAAUUAUUAGAAAAACAAGAAAAAGAAAAACGAAAACGGGAAGAAGAGCAAAGAAAGCUUGAAGAGAAAAUUGCCAAGGAGUUGCGCAAAGAAGAAGAAAAAAGGCGAAAAGAAGAGCACAGGCGUGAAGAAAAAUUAGAAAAAGAAAGGCGAAAAUUGGAAGAAGCUGAGAGAAAAUUACAGGAAAAACAUUUGAAAAAUGAACGAAAAUUGCAAGAGAAGACAGAGGAACAGUUGAAAAAAAUAGAAGAAAAUACUUUUAAAAUGCAAGAAGCGGAUGUUAAUAUUUCGGGGUUAGAUUCAGGUGAUUCUAUAGAAUUACAAGAUUUUUGGAAAAAUCAUAUAUAUUCAAAAUACGGUAUAACCGAGUUCAAUACGAAUUUAGAAAAGACAGCUGCAUUAAGGAGGUAUAUGCAAGAAGAACUAGGUUUAAAGGCUAAUAGCACGGCAAGUGAACGUCGUCAAGCAGUGCUAAAUCUUAUUAAUAGUAAAUUACAAACUACAUCGGAACAAAAUGAAUUACAGAAUCAAUUGAUCAAUUAUAUAACUAAAGUUGGUGUCCAAAAAAUACGUGCAAAUCUGGAAAAAGAAAUCGAAGAAUUAAAAAAUAAGACAGAAACCCUUAACAAUGUUAAUUUACCAUGGGUUCCAGUUGCGAAACAAAACAUUGCCGAUCAGGUAUUAUUCUUAGGAACUGUAAAGGAGAUUUUAUCAAAUAUAUUGCCUAACUGGCUUAUUGAAAGCGACACAGAAUUAGAUACGGCAACUAACAGUGACAUUAAUAUAGUCGAUACUAUUAGCAGUCAAAAUGAAAACUCUUCUGAUCUUAAUAUAACUUUUGAUUCCAAGAUAUUUACAACCGAUAUAAAAGUUCCUAAUCCAGCUUUGACAAAUAACAACUCUUAUGAAAAUGUGGAACAUACUUCAUCUAGACUUUCUAAAAUUGGAGAUAAUGUCCUCGUGCCUUCUGCAGAAAAUAGUACAUCUGACCCCUCCUUUAAGAAGAAUGAAAAUGCUGCCACAGUUUCAAAUGUUUCUUCUAUUGUUUCUGAAUCAUCAUCAAGUGGGUCAGAAAACAGUCAAAUGCCACUUAAUGAGUUAGCAAAUUCUAAAGGCGGACCUAUGACACUAAAUGAAACAGAUAUUUCGACAUCAAAAAUCAUUAAUAACUCUCUUGACAUUGCUUCAUCCAUUUCUGAAGUGCCCACUACUAAUUCUAAGAAAACAUUUAGCAGCGAAGACACAUCCAGUGAUUUAAUCAGUAAACGCAUAGAUUCAAACUCUAAUAAAAUUAUUUCAUCGGACACUGCGCAAGCUAAGGGUUCCAAAAACAUCAAUGAAUCUACAAAUAAUGCAAAUUUGAACAUAAACACCCCCAAGAUUUCAGUAUUAGAGGGCAAUGUUUCUGAUUCUGAUUUAAUUAGUAACAACACUAAUAACAAUGUAUCUAACACUGGAAAUAACAUAUUUGAGUCUUCUGCAGAUAACAUCACAUCAUCUGCUUCUAGUGAGAAAACUGGCAAUGCUGUGUCAGUUUCAAACGAUGAAUCUAAUAUUAAUGAAUAUUCACCAAAAAUUAUCAGUAGCUCUCCUUACAAUUAUUUAUCUAAAGUGGCUGCUGACAGUCAAAAUUUAUCCAAUGAUCCUAAUAAUAGAAUCACAGAUUCAAGUUUUUAUGAAAUUUCAUCACCGAAUACAGCUCGACCUGAGGGUUCCUUAAAUGAGAAUAAUACGGACGUAAGCCAAAACCCGUUAAAUAUUUCAUCAAUUGAGCCCACAUUUGUAAAUAAAAAUAUUAAUGUUAGUGUCAAUGACAAUGACAUUUUAUUUGGAUUUUCUAGUACAGGAAAUGAACUAUCGACCAAUGAUAAUGACGGAGAUACAUUAUCUGGAGUUACUAGUGCUGGAUUUGGUAUCACUUCAACUUCUGUAAAUAAUAUCACUACAGCUAAUCUCCCUUCAGACAAUUCUGAAAAUACUGUCUCAGUUUCAACUGAUUUAUCCAAUGCUACUGAACCAUCAUCUCAUUAUAUGGAAAGGAGUCAACCUUCAGUUAUUAGACACUUAAAUUCUCAAAACGUACCUCAGAUAAUCAGUGAAAGAGGUACUUUGCCCUCGAUAACAACAGGUAUCGCUUCUGAUACUGUAUCACCCUACCCUGAAGUGACUUCUGAUGCUAAUAGCUUAUUCAGUAGCCAAAGUGAUUCUAGUGAUUUAGUAAAUAUGAUCACAGGUUCACCUCACAAAAUUAUUUCACCGUAUACUAAAAAUGCUACUAAAUUAACAAAUGUUGAUAGUAUAAAUAUUUCUAAUUCGGAACCUAAAACAAAUGGAAAUAUGAUUGAAAGUAAUGAGACUGAUACUAAUAUUUCAAAAAUAUCGCAGAGUAUCGUUACAGAAAAUAAUUUACUUACAUUUGAGAGUUCAAUAAAUGAUAACGAAAUCCAAGAAUCAAGCACACCUGAAUCCAUAGAUACUUCUAAAUUUGUAUCUAAGGAGCAUUCAUUAGAAUAUUUUGAAAACAACGUUACUGUUGCAAACAAUGAUAAUCAAACUUCUAAUUUAUCAAAUGUUUUGAGCGCAAGUACUAAAGACCUAAAAACAGUUUCUGGUAACCCAAGCCCCAACGUGGUUGAUCAAUCUGGAAGUUUCACUGUUGAAACUGCUGCCAAUGGUCUUAAAAUGGUGAAUAAUUUGGUAUCUCCUCAUAUCUUGGAUUUAAAUCCAAUAGAUAAUUUGCCAUCACAUAAUGAAAAUUCUAAUAUUACUGUCGCUGAUAAUAGCGAGAGUUUAUAUCAAACACCUGAUUCUCCAAAUAUUUCUAUUAAAGGCUCUACGGACUCUACGUUAGUCCAAUCUGAAAGGAAAAUAGCUGCUAAUCGUACAAACAUUAGCGUGGGUGAUGUUUUAUCUACGGCAACAAAUACUCCAAUAAUUGCUAUAAGUAAUGCAGAUCUUAAGGAAAAAGAAGUAUCAUUAACUUCAGCAGAUGAUGGUUUUUCGUCUAAUUUACUGCCUAUUAAUGACACAUCACAAGUUGAACACACUAUUGUCACCGAUAGUUCAAAUGUUCCUGAUUUGAAUGAUCAUGUUACGCAAAAAACAAUCAGGGAAGUUAGUAAUACCGUUAAUGAAGUCAAAGCACCUGACCUUUCUAGAUCUUUCAGUGAAACGCAAACAUCAAUUGCUAGUGAAGGAUUCGAGGUAACAAAACAAACCCCAAUUGCUGCUGAAUUUACUGUACGUGUCGAUAAUGCUCAAUUAAACACAGAAUCAAUAAAUUUAAAACAGCAAGCAAUAGAAAAAAAAGUGACGACUGAUGAACCGUUCGUUAAGACAAAUAUUGUAUCGGAGGUUAGUACCGAACAAAGUACCACCACGCAAGCAACAGAACAAGUAUUAGCUGAUAUAUCUACAACUGCCGAGUCGGAUAUAUUGAAAAAUGAGUCUAUAAAUGGAGAAAAGCUAUCUAUUGUAAAUGUUCCAGUUCCUGUUGAAUAUGGUGCCUUGGUGAUAAAUAUAACGAAACAGUAA
Parnassius mnemosyne (clouded apollo) is the source of this 3804-nucleotide messenger RNA. The record is from the annotation of a GenBank genome assembly. Lineage: Eukaryota; Metazoa; Arthropoda; Insecta; Lepidoptera; Papilionidae.